CCCUCCCCCACUCUCACAAGAAGCGAGACGGGCUUCGUCAUCGUCAAUUAUCUGCGAGCUAAUCAGCUGCUUCUCAACGGUUUCGUUUUGAAGAAACUUCCAGACCUUCCACGUGCAAAUCGACCAAAGACCGAUUUUAAAGAACAAACAAUACUGCCUUUCUUCCCGUCCAAAAUGGUGAAGAUAUUUGUUGGCAACGUAGCCUCAGCGACCACUGAAGAUGAGCUCCGUGCUUUGUUUGAGAAGUAUGGUGCUGUGUCCGACUGUGAUAUUCUGAAAAACUAUGGCUUUGUGCACAUGGAUGAAGAAGAGUCAGCGCAGAAGGCUGUCUCUGCUUUACACAAGCAUGAUCUCCAUGGCUCCAACAUCACUGUAGAAUAUGCCACCACCAAGGUACGCAAUGCCACCAAGAUCUACGUGGGCAAUGUUCCUGAAGGUGUCACCGCUGCUAAAAUCAAGGAGCUCUUCCAGCCGUAUGGCAAGGUGGUGGAAUGUGAUAUCGUGAAGAAUUAUGCAUUUGUUCAUAUGCAGAGAGAAAGUGAUGCUCUGGAUGCCAUUUCAGAGCUUAACCACUCUAAAGUGGAGGGCCAAAAGAUCUUUGUUUCACUCUCUCGCAGUAACCCUUCCAGAAAUGGCCGGGGGGAGGACUAUUUUCCUCCUCCCCCACAUCACUAUCCACCUCACCCACACCACCAUCCUCACUUUCUCCCACCACGGCCCCCACCCCGUGACUACUAUCCGCCUCGUGGCCGACUACCACCCCCUCCUCUCCCACCACCGCCAGCCCGCGCCCUGUACGAGCACGACGUGUAUGAGAGGGGGCUUCGCCAUGACCCGUACCCUGCCGCCUCCCCUCGUUUUUACGAUCGGGAUCAAUAUGACCGACGCCCACCGCCUCCCCAACGACCGAUCACUCCUCCCCUCGCUCCUCGCUACUACCGUGACCGCAGCCCUCUUGGCGGUCGCCGCUCUCUUCUGCCUCCGCCUCCCCCUCCACCCUCUUCUGCCAGCUAUGGCCGCAGUUUUGCCCGCAAUGGCGCUGGCUCUGGGCCCCCUCCCCAUUCCGCCUCUGCUUCCUCCCACUAUCAGCGCUACUCUAUUGGCUCAGGCUUUGAUAAGGAUGAUUAUUUGGAGGACAAGUACAGCAAUGGCUUCAGCCGUAGCUACUAAGUGUGCUUUGUCUUGGAAAUCUGUCUGUCUCUUUGUAUUAUUUCAGGAGGCAAGUAGUCUAAGAGGGACAUACCUUCAGGGAGUUAGAGAUGAAUUGUGUAGUCAUUUGUGAUGGUUGUAGUUAUUUUAGGCAACGGGUCAAACAGCUAAUACUGUAUUCCUUUAAUUAAUAGAUUUCCUCCGCCCAAUGAAGGAAUGGCAACUAAGGAAGUUACAUUUUUCUGUAUGUUUAUAUUAUGUCAUAUACUAUAUUUACCACCAUAUCGUUAUUAAUAUUUUCUUAAAAGACCCUUGUUUUUCUUUUAAUCACUUAAUAUUUUUAGUUUACUCUAGCAUUCACACCAGUUGAGGUUCUACAACACAAAAGAUCGCCUGAAUGCUUGAGAAAAACAGUAUGCUUAGGUUAUAGUUACUUUUUCAUUAGGUGAUAUUUCAACAGAAGUACAUAGUUUAAGUGUCCAUCCAACACUGAAAUUAAGUUGUUCAAUGUUUAUCUGCGUUGUUUUUUUUUUCUUUCUCUAUUUAGGAAUGAUAUUGAAGUGCUAUCUCUGCCACCAUUUUUUGCAUGAGUUAGAGAGGCAACACUGAAUAUCUUGAAAUAAGAGAGUAACCAAAUUGUAUUGAUACUGUCCAAUCCUGCAUAGCAAAGGUUGUCUUUUUUUUAUCCACAUUUUUGCUCGAAUCUGUUCCCUGGACUACUUUAUAGGCAAAUUAAUUUACUAUGUUGCUGUUAGAAUAUCGAUGUGAGAUAAAUCCAGUGGGAAGGAACAGCGAGGAAAUGGGGCAAGAGGUGGUUGUGGGUGGAGCUGUAUGCCAACUGACUGAUCAACCAAUCGCAUCCUAACAGCAAACUGAGCACAUCUCAUCCACCAGCCGCUCAACUUUCGGAUUCGCCAUCGCAUCGUAGGAUAAAGCACCACCGGUCAAAGGAAGCUCGGGAAAAACAAAUGAUCAACCACUCGCUGACAAAUAAAUUUAAAACAACACUUGAUUCAUUAGAGCAGUUUCUAUACUGUAUUUCGAGAUUACGUUGAAUUUGAAACUAGCUCAUUUGCCGAUAUCGCAGACUCUGACAAAGUAGUUUUUAAUGAUUAUAAAGGCUUAUUUUGGCAUGACAUUACAAUGGACGUGCUUAUGUUUGAAAAUAUUACUGAAUACUCAACAUUGUUUUCUGUCUUGUACUACUGCUGUUUGCCUACGAUUUCAUUGUUAACGUACAAACAUGUUUAAAAUGUAAGUCUUUAAGCCUGUUUCUCGACUGUAUCCGAAACCGCUAUCUUUAUUUUAUUGUCCUCUCGAGCAACAUUGCGGUUGUUUGCAAAUUGUUCGAAAUAUAUGCUUGCUUUGAUUAAACCUAUUAAAACAG
This is a messenger RNA of Xyrauchen texanus (razorback sucker), 2536 nucleotides long. RefSeq names its product RNA-binding protein lark-like. Bases 175 to 1170 code for a protein of 331 amino acids. The transcript is spliced from 2 exons. Gene Ontology annotation, molecular function: mRNA binding. Lineage: Eukaryota; Metazoa; Chordata; Actinopteri; Cypriniformes; Catostomidae. Gene Ontology annotation, cellular component: cytosol. The record is from RefSeq and is a predicted model, not a curated record.